AUUUUGGACUGUUCCAUCCAUUAACCUCCCCUUCCAAAUGGUUCGCUCCUUCGUCUUUUUUCCCGCCCACUCCGGUUGAAGCCAAAACAGAACAUCAUGGCGAUUGAUGGUGGCGAGCGUCACUGUGGAGUUCAUGAGCUGAUCUGCGUCAGAAAAGUUUCUCCAGAGGUGCUGGGGUUUUUGACGGCCAUCGGGCUCUUCAUCAUCCUCAUGACUCUCCUCUUCUGGUACCUCAACAACAAGUUGGCCCUGGAAAACCCGGGCAGCCUUCAGUGCCUUGAUGACUUCAGGAAAAACUCAGAGCUGCAAGACAAGGCGUCCUCUGAGGCCGACCUGCAGGACUCCUCGUCGGACAGCGAGGACGAGCUGAUGGGUCAGUAUCAGGAAGCGGUCAGCCGCUCCCAGGGUCUCCGCGGAGGAGGAGCCAAGGCCGCCUGCCAUCCCAAACCCCUGGGAGGCUUCAGCUGGGAGAGCCGGCAGAAGUACAGCCCCCUGACCGCRGAUUACGGCGGCUACAGCAGCGAGGCCUCUGCCGACGAUG
Austrofundulus limnaeus is the source of this 541-nucleotide messenger RNA. Its product is annotated as synaptotagmin-14. The record is from RefSeq and is a predicted model, not a curated record. NCBI's taxonomy places the organism in Eukaryota, Metazoa, Chordata, Actinopteri, Cyprinodontiformes, Rivulidae. Gene Ontology annotation, molecular function: phospholipid binding.